Molecule: messenger RNA, 9410 nt
Organism: Brassica rapa (field mustard)
Lineage: Eukaryota; Viridiplantae; Streptophyta; Magnoliopsida; Brassicales; Brassicaceae
Product: transcription factor WER-like
Biological process (GO): regulation of DNA-templated transcription
Cellular component (GO): nucleus
Molecular function (GO): sequence-specific DNA binding; DNA-binding transcription factor activity
Source: RefSeq, a predicted model, not a curated record
AGUUUUGAAGUUCCUUUUUGGAGAGCAAAAAAUUCUAUAUUUGGAGUUAUAGAGUUUCUUUUGGAGAUGCUCUUAGAACCUGUUUUUUUCUUCUCUUCUCUUUUUCUUAUUUUUUUCAUUAUUUUAAGGAGUAAAGAGCCGGUGCACAAAAAAAAAAAAAAGGAGUAAAGAGCCCCUCCUCAACCCUGCGAUGGACAUGAUCUUAUGUUCUAUGAUGAUGUUAAAAAACUUUUAAGUAUCCAAAGACAAACCAUUGUUGUUCAAGAAUAUUUUUUUAGUGAUGACGAAUAAAGUUAUUUGUACGAAAUUGGUAAUAGGGUACUUGUAAAAUCUUAAUUGGGUAAGAAAUAGAAUGAGCUGGUUCUCAUUAUGUAUCAACACUUGUUUGAUAGUGGCUUGCCAAGAUUAUCUGGGUGGUCGAGGAACUGAAGCUAGAAUUUAUAUAAUUAAGUAGGCUAAUGAUAGACCAUAAAUUCACAUAUAUAUGCUACCUGAUUAUAAAGGUCUUUAAGGGCAUCUUUAUUCUCACUCUAUUUUUCCUCUAAAAUAGAGUAAAAGUGAAUAUAAACUAAGAAAUGCUCCAAAAAAACUCCAUAUCUCAUUCCAUAAUGAAAUUUACUCCAUAAAUAGAGUAAUUUAUUUUUUGUUUGUUCAUCACUCCAUUAUGAAGUGGUAAAUGGAGUAGGGUUAUAGCAAUUUUAUUCUAUUUUUACUUUUACUCUACUUCGAAAAAAUGGAGUUUUACAUUGGAAAUGCUCUAAGUAAAGUAAAUGAAAUAAAAUAUAUUGAGUUAAACGUCCGUAAAAAGAAAGAAUAUAUUCUUAAUUAGCAACACAAUACAAAUAAUGUUAAAUUCAGAUUUAUUAUGGACUUCCAACUGGAUACUUUAUCGCUAAUACAUUUCAUCGAGAUGAUGGUUCUUAUCGGCCAUAAAUUUCGGAACUUUAAAACAGUUAUAUCCGGUCGAGCGAGUUAAUUACGAUCUUUAUACCCGGUCGGUUAGGAUUAUAUUAAUUAGGGAGCGUAUUUAUGAUCUGAGCUCUGAUACCAUGUUAAAUUUGAGUUAAUUAUGGGUUUCUAAUUUAAAAACAAUCGGUCAUUAGUGGAUUGGAUUUAACCCUUUAUAUACAAAUCAAGUCCAUUAUAUAUUUCUAGUGUGAGAUUUUUUUCUCCAACGGAUAAUACAUAUAUAUACACGCACAUGUUCAACCACAAACAUGAACAUAGUAGAACAAAUCAAGCACAUACUCUGACGAUCACAUACAGACCCAUACAUAAGCUGUAGUAUUUAUUUGUGACUGAAAGAGUUCCUGACAAUUGAAGAGGUAUGCUUGAUUUGGGAGCUGAUCAAGUCCAUCAGCUAACCCAUGAUCAUGAUCCUUAUCAAAAACAACAGCAACAAUUACAAGGAUUUAGAAAGGGUCCAUGGACACCUGCAGAAGACAAGCUUCUUACCGAGUAUGUUACUUCCAAUGGUGAAGGAAAAUGGAGCUCUGUUGCUAAGUGUGCAGGGUUGAAUAGAAGUGGCAAAAGCUGUAGACUAAGGUGGGUGAACUACUUGAGGCCAGGGCUAAAGAGAGGACAAAUCACUCCUCAAGAAGAAGGAAUCAUCCUUGAACUUCACUUCCUUUGGGGUAACAAGUGGUCUACAAUUGCAAGAUAUUUACCAGGACGAACAGAUAAUGAAAUCAAGAACUAUUGGAGAACCCAUUACAAGAAGAAAGAUAAAUCUUUUUCGAAACAAGACAAAUUUAAAAGAUCCCGGAAACAACUAGGUAUGCAACCGCAACCACAUAAUCAACGAUCUCAGAUGGUAUCUCGAAACCACAUGAAUCACGACAACGAGCAAAACAUAGCUUCCUCUUUCUCUUACCCGACUAGUGUCAUUCACGACCAAUUUCAUAUGCCUCAAAGUGUUACAGCAACCUCAAGCGAUCACUCCAUGACCGAUGAAGGUAACUUGUGGGGCAGCUUGUGGAGUCUAAACGAUGAAGAUCGUCCACACCGAUUUGGUGGUGGCUGGGAACAGAGAAUAGCUGCUGAUAUUUCUGAGAAGUUUAAUGGUGACAGAAUUGAGGCUCCGCCGUGUGGAUCAGGGUAGUAUAAUUAUAAUGGAUUUUACACGGGAGGUUAUAUUUUUUAACUAGUAUGCACUGACGGAGAUAUAAGAAAGCUGUGUCUUCGUACGGUUAAUAGAAAAUUAUAGAUCGGAUAGCGAGGCUAAUAAAAUGGUUCGGAACAUGUCUCCACAAUUCUACUUUUUAUGAUAGAACUGUAUGAGAUAAUUUUUCUAGUGAUUAUUCUUUUAAGAAAAACCAAAAAUCUUAACCACACACUUUGACUAAAACAAAUUCUAACCUUGUCAUUGUAAAAAAGUUGCAAUAAUAUUGUCUUUCAUUAAUUCCCAACUUUGGUUUACCUAUAACAGUGAUUGAUGUUAUAACUAAAACGACCUAAUUAAUCAACAAAUAUAAUAUAAGAAACUAAAAUUUUUUCUUUCCAAAAAUUUGUUUUUUUUUUUAAUUUUCAAAAUUUGGAUUUAAGGAAUUAUAAAUGAUAAGUAAAACUGUGGGGAUAGAAAAAUGGAAAUGGAUAAAACCUUUUCACAAUUUUGUAAAAAUAUAAUAAGUUAGUUUUGAGAAAAAUGGAGAUAUCAAAAUAUGGAAUAAUUUUGUUUUUCAAUUCAGAUUCUUGUAUAUUGAUGUUAAGAAAAUAACUAAAACUAUUUAAAAUAGUCAAAAUCCAUUUAUUUAUGGAAAAUGUAGAAAGAAAACUAUUUUUUUUCCUUCUCACUUAAAAUCCCUCAAACCAUAUUAUUCUAAAUUUAGUCAACAAUAACCAAACAUUCCAAAUUAAUUACCACUGGAAUUAAAAACAUUUGGCCAACCAAGAAUUUUCCAUUGCUAAACCCUAUGACCCAAUAUUUCUCAUUGAUAAUUGAAUUUGCUUUCUUGUUUAGUAGUUUGCUAUGAUUGCCUGUUUUCUUUCAUGGUUUGGUUUGAUUAUGUUUUGCUUAAUUAAUUCUUCACUACAAUUAGUUUGUUAGGUUGUUACAAAUUAUAAAAGCUUUAAAUGCCUAAGUUUAGUAAGUUAACUAUUAGUUUGUUAGGUUGUUACAAAAAAAAAAAAAAAAAAAUUCAAUGGUGAGGCUGUCACGUUCUCAAAAAAAAAUCAGCCAAUGAGGAGCAUUUAAUUGGACACGUCAGCACUGCUUCAGUCAACUUAGAUCCGGGCCAUCCAUAUGGACUUCUAAAAGUCCGCAAUAGCCCAUAUCAUGCCUAUCUCGCCUACCAUAAUUUUCCUUAUCGUCUCCGACCCUUCCAAUUCGUCGUCAUCCUUUCAAAUUAUCUGCAAUUCACCGUUAUUACAACCACUCUGAAUCAUUCAAUAUAUUUCUCUUCGACGGCACCCGAUCUAACAAUCCCUCUUCCUCUUCCCUAUCCUCACGAUACAACCUUAACGUCAUCCUCAGGCCUAAUGACAGUCCUUCCUUGAAGUUAUUCAAGCACUCUUCAAUACUGUAACAUCCAAAUAGUCAUAAUCCCUUCAAUUUCCCAGUCUAGCCAUAUAUAACUCACUAUCCCAUUUCACUUCUUCCCUAUUCACACACCAGCGAUACAAAUUCCACAAUGUUGUCAAUCGCCACUACCGAAAAGUCAUACCUUUUAACUCAUGCGUUCACUUCAACUCCUCCAUCCUUCCAUCUCUCAGGUUCAUCACUUUCUUGAUAGUCCCAACGUCAUGCCUCUUUGUGACUCUUUCCACUCAGGUCAUGUUAUCGUAUCAACCACAUCAGCUCACCAAUUCACUCUCUUUUAAAUCUAUCUCCCAGGUCUUUCUCAUCCCGUCAUACCAAUUAGUCAGAUUAUGAGAGUUCCAGCUCCAUAUCCAUCCAAGGUAGUGUUUAUGUACCAAUUUCAUUAGAAACCAAACAUAAAUUUAGAGUCAUAACAUCUCACAAACAAUCUUUUUUUUUUUUGGAAUUUAGAACUGUUAAUGUUAUGUGUAAUCUCCCAGCUCUAACUUUCAGAAUAUGAUUAAGUUGAAAUCGUGUCUGGGAAAUCUAGGGGCAAAAGAUAGAGAGGUAUAAGCAAAGCUACCAUUUUGUCUGCUUCUUAACACUUAUGUUCUUCCAUUGUAAUGAAACAGAACAAUGGUAAAGUUGUCUGAAAACUGUUUUUAGGAAGACAAAACAUGGUGUUCAAAAAAAAAGGAAGACAAAACAUAAAUGAGAUUACCAUUAAAAUAAAAAUAAAAAUUUAGAAAAAAAAACAAAAAGGACAGCCAUCUUAACACAUGCAUCUAUGUUUUGUCUCUGUUUGUAACCCACUGUAAAUGUUAUUAGAUAUCUCGGUUUCUUUUUCAAAUUCUGAGGAAACAGAGAGAAGAAAAUAAACUGUAAAAUCCAAGAAUUAGAUUGUGUGUUUGAGAAUCAAACCUCUUCAGGGUUCCCCCAAAACCUGCGCAAAUACAAGUCUGACUCGGAUGUAAUAAUACCGGGUGGUAAUGUCUCAGCUCCUUUUGGAUUUGAAGGAACCCAUAUCUGAGAAAAAUGUGAAUCAAAUUGUUCUGGAACAUGCAAACAAAUGUGCAAAAUUUCUAAACAAUUACAUAAACCAUACCUUUGAGAUAUCAGUGGCUUGUACAGGAGAUACAAAUUUUGUUUAAAAAAAAUACAACUCUGGUCAUAAAAUCAUAUAAGUAGAAAGCUUCAUUUAAUAAAUAGUCAUAUAAAAUAUAUACUAUAUAUAUGUUAAUAAUCUAAUCUAUUAAUUUAAAGUACUAUUUUUUAUCUACUACUAAGAGAUUGUCAUUUAUGGACCUAUCAUUUUUUUAUUAAUAGAUAUGAUUAGAUAUACAACUCUCUUACAUUAAUAAAAUUGCUUACGAAAUAGCAUUCACAAUAAAAACUACAUGUGACAUAUUAGAAUAUUCCAACAUUUUUUUUAGAAUAGCACAACUAAACCAGAUUUUUGAAAUUUAAAUUUAGUCUAACAAUAACAGUGAAGUGAUCAAAUAGGCUAUAUUCCCGUACCUUUAUGCAAUACUAGAUCCGUGGCCACAGAUCAAUAAAAGUUAGUUUAACGAAAGUUUCCGUUUUUUCAUCUAAAUUGUUCAAAUGAUAAAUAUAAACAAAUAUAUGAAAUUCCUGUAUUUUACCGUGGCCUUUUUCACAUUCAUAUCAAUUUAGAUUUUUUUUCCGCGCUAUGCACGGAUUAGGAGUGGACAUGUUAUUCGAUAUCUUAAUUCAUACCCAAAUCUGAUUCGAAAAAUCCAAACCGAAAUCCGACCGAAGUGGCAAAAAUACCAUAACGGAUAUUAAGUUAGGAGACACUAGAUAUCCGAACCCGAAUAGAUAAUAUUCGAACCGAAUGGAUAUCCGAAGAUAACAUAACAUAUGUAUACUUAACCCUAUGUUUCUACUUUAGUUCUUUUAUUUAUUCAAAAUAUUUAUAUUGAUGUUGUAUAUGGUUCAGAGAUUAGAUAAUAUGUAUAUAAUUAUGGACAAAGUGAUUUACUUCUCACUUAAAAUGCUUUUUUCAUACAUUAAUAAAAAUUGAACUCAAAAUCUCAAAAUAACAACCAGAUUAAUUUUUCAAUUUUAAAUUAUUUCUAUCUCUAAAUUUGUUAAUCGUCCAACCAAUAAAAAACAAAAUCAGUUAAGUUAAUGGUAAAAAAUUUAGUACAAAAACUUGAGCAAUGAAGGAUUUAUUUAUUUUUGUCUAAAUCUAAAUAUCUGAUCCCGGCCCGAAAUAUUAAAACCAAACUAAAAGAUAUCAUAACCUGACCCGAUAUGUAAAAUACUCGAACGGGUUCUAGACCCCCAUUACCGAAAUACCCUCAAAAUCUGAAAUAUCCGCUUCAAACCCAAAUGUGUAUCUAAACGCUCAUGCCUAAUGCGGACUGUGUCUUAUUAUUUUUAUAUUUAAAAAUUGCUUAGAUUAUUUGCACCAAAAAAUUAUAAAAUGUGUAAGACAACAAAGAAUAUUUUAAAGAUUUUUUGUUGUAAUCCUUUAAGUUGACGAAUUUCACUUUGUUUUUAACUAUUGUGUAUUUUACUGCAUUUAUUGUGUAUUGAAAAAAAAUUUAGAUGAUUCAAGCCACAUACACAAAUAAAACAAUAGCUCUAAAUUGACUAUACUAAACCUAAAAUUAAAUAUAAUAUAAAUGCAACAAUUUAUAUAUAAGUAAAAAUAGUAAAUAUUUGAAAAUACACAAUCAGCGAAAAGCGCGAAAAAAAUCUCUAGUAACUUUGAGGAGUUAAUUCUCAAUCUUAUUGAGUUCUACAAAUGACUUUCGCGCGUUUGUGAUUUAAAAUGAAUUAAAAUUUAUUUCAUAUCGACACGCUUGCUUUCAUAAAUUUUGUUAAGACUAUUAAUUGAAAUGGGCCAACCGAAUAAGAAAUAACUAAUCCAAAACCAGUACUAAACCCAAAAUACAAACUUAAAACGUAUUGCAUCCAUGAACUAAAAUACGUACAAUAAAUACAAGUAGCUUAGGGUGAUCAAGCUGUGUUCAGAAAAUAAAAGCUUAAGAUGAUCAAGGGGAUAAAACUAUCAAAAUAGGCCCUCGAACAAAUCCCACUCGAACAAAAUAUUGACAAAAAGUAGCGUGCUUUUAACCAUUUUAUAUAAAUUAUAUAAAGUAAAGCACCAAUAUGAAAUUGUUGUUUUGUUAUUAUCACAAAGACAUUGAAGUAUAUGAGCAAAAUAAUAUAUCUUAUAUGUUGAGCUGUUUUCAUGAAAGUCAGUGAUCGUACUUUGUUAAAAUCAUUCUUCAUAUAAUUAUUGCUUUAUCGUACUCUUGUUCUUAUAUUUUUGUAACACAAUUCGUAUAUUUAAAAAGAAAUAUUUUUGAUGAAAGCGGGGAAAUAAUACCCACGCUGAUUUUUCUUAAUUACUAUAGAUUCUUCACUACACUUCUUCUAUAUAUAAUAUGUUUUAGAAUUAUUCAAAAACCAUAUAACAAUUUGAACAGGCAAUAAUAUUCCUUUUGACUCUCUCUAGUACAUGCCUUAUUUUUAGGGUGUUUUAUAAGCAUUAGUUUUUCUUUUAAUUUACGUAUAAUUGUUAUUUGAGCAUAUUAAUGUUAUUUUUCAUUUUAUGUUAAAAUAGAGUUAGUUCCUACAAUUCCCACAGUUCCUGUAGUCUGUAAUUUGAUAUAUGGAUGCUGAUAAAAUUGUAAGUUUGCUAAUUGUUUCAAUAGGUCAUACUACCCACUUGAAUAUAAUAACCGAGCUUAAUUUUCCAAAAGAGGGUUCGCUUCAUAAUUGUUGUGAUCAAUGCUCAAAAGGAAAAAAAGUUGAAAAAGGUUGAUGGUGCAAACUGAGCAUUCAAGAAUGGUGCCCAAUUAUAUGCACAUCAUCUUUUUUUUUUUUGAAAAAAGGGCUAUGCACAUCAUCUUUCUCAGUCAUCAACUAUCUUUCUUUAAUUUGGUUUAAGAAUCUUCUUAUGCUUUAAUUAUUUAGUAAGCUAUUAUUGUUUUCUAGAACUAUUUGUGUUAUAAAGAUGUUCUACUGCUCUGAUCUAUUUUCAUCUAACGAUUUUGAAUAUAAAUUUGCAAUCAUGAUAAGUUUUAUAUUGUUUUUUAUUACAAAUAUGUUUAGGUUUUACCGAAAUAGAAGUUGUCUGACAUAGCACUGAAAUAUAUUUUUGUUCUAAAAAGAACACAAUUUUUCUCCAAAAUAGCAUCAUUAAUUAAAAGUUAAAAGAUAUUUUAUUUCAUAUUUGAGUUUAAGCUUAAUGAUUACGAUUUAUAGUUUGGUAUUUAUGGUAUAGUAUUUAGGAAAUAUGGUUAGUGCUAUUUUAGGAGUUUUUCUCUUUGUGUAAUAUUUUGUCAUAUAUCUUUUGUCCUGCUGUCUAAGAAAUUUGCCCUCACGAAAAUUAACUGAAAUAUUUUUUUGAUAAUAAGAUUAAACCUAACUUUGCUGUUAUUGGUCAACACUUCAAAAUGCCGUCCAGAUUAAACCUAACUCGAUUCUUGCGAGUAGAGAUUUACAUAUUUGUAGUAGUGAUGAUUUUGCUGUCUGAAAACGUUAGGACUUAUAUCUAUAUAUAUAUUCAAAGCGAAAUGGGAUAUAAAAUAUAAAAGAUGAGCUAAUUCACUCCUUAUCAUUUUAUUUUGAAUUGUAAACCCAUAAAAGUCUAAACAUGAUAAAUAGCUUAUGUAUAAAACUAAAGAGCAUUGGGAAUAAUAAAGGCUAUGGCCCUAAAUCUCAUCAAAGGGUCAAUUCCAGUAUACAACCUACUUGUCUUCGGAAUUGCAACAUCGUGUACGAGUUCCCCUUUGGCCUACAAUUGUGGUACCACAUCUACUUGAUUCUUCAUAUAUAUAUAUAUACACUAUCUGUUCCCAAUGAGCAUGUCAUCCAUCAUCCUAGUAUCCAUGUCUUAUAAUCCCACUAAUGAAGAAAUGUAUAUCGUAUUUGAUGAUAGAACGUUUUCUACUUUUCUUUGUCUGCCAAAAAAUGUUAUCUUUUAAAUUGUUAACUACUGGGACCGCGAAAUCGGAUGGUCCCCAACCUCUGAAAGCUCAGCGUGAGAUUUGAAUAUUAGGGUUUAGUACAAUUCGGAAGCCUAAUUUAUGCAUCAUGGUCCCCAUAUUGUUCGAUUUAUAAGUUGGUAACUGUACACCAUCUUUAGGAAGAUGGUAAUGGUACACAGUUUUCACUUAAUACUGAAUUUUCAAAAAAAAAAAAGUGACAAGAUCUUGAUAUGUUAUAUUUUAGUGUAGUGGACCACAUUUGAAUGUGAACCCAUGAAAGGUCUAUCGCGCUCAAGUUUUUAUUACUAAUCUAGUACUAAAUCGCAUUAGCCCAAAUUAACUUAUUAUAAAUUUAUAAUGGACCACAACUUCAGAAUGUAUACAGAUACACAUAUGCACUUACAUUUAUUUCUAUACAUGAACCACAAAAUAUGUAAGCAUAAAGGGUUGUGUACAUAUGUAUGUAUUGUCCCAUGCAUUCAUAUCUUAUAUAUUAUAUAAAAGUACUUGUUUAAUAAAUUACAUUUUGCUACGUCAAUUACGAUUUACAACCCCUAUAGUUUGGCCUUUUAUGGGAUGGUCAAUCUUCUUAGAUUUUAUGUUCAUAGUUAAAUCUUCUUAGAUUUUAUGUUUGGGGUUCAAGGACGUAGUCUGUUUCUCAGACUCCAAAUGUCUAGUUGGCCUGCUCACAGGAGUCUCUUCUGUGGUUGCACUCAAAGGGAUCAUCCACGAGAUCAGUGUGUUGCAAUUCCCUAAACUCUAUUUCUUUUCAGUUCAUCUCUCGUGUUUGUAACCAGGUUGCAGAUCGUAUUGCUGUUUUUGUUUUCAAACUCUCCCUUAGGGAUGAGAAACUCUGUAUUGAAUGUUUAAGGUAGCAAUGAUAAAAGGUUCGACCAAAAAAAGUUAAAUUUAUAGCAUUUACGCUA